This is a messenger RNA of Cyphomyrmex costatus, 672 nucleotides long. RefSeq lists its product as uncharacterized. Bases 96 to 404 code for a protein of 102 amino acids. NCBI's taxonomy places the organism in Eukaryota, Metazoa, Arthropoda, Insecta, Hymenoptera, Formicidae. The transcript is spliced from 2 exons. Gene Ontology annotation, molecular function: protein heterodimerization activity. The record is from RefSeq and is a predicted model, not a curated record.
GUUGACCUGACAUUUCAUUUAGGACCAAAACUCUAAAUUAUUUGAUCUACUAUGCAUUAAAUUAAUAAUCAAAGAGAAGUUACAGAUCCUACAGUAUGCGUCGCAAAACUCGACCUGAUAAAUGGCGCCGAAUUAGAAAACUAUAUUUCGAUAUGAAGGAAGGUCAAACAGGUCAAAUGUAUGCCAUAUCCGGUGGAGCCCAGGCCGCUCUCUCGGCCGUCAUCGAAAGCAUGCUCGAGGAAUGCCUGCUGGAUGUCAAGAACAUAACUACGGUGGCUGAUAAAAGCUGCGUCACCCCCGAAGAAAUGGAGAAGGCAUUAAGGAAGCUCUGCCUACGUUUAAACGCGCAGCCAAGCACGCCGAGUAAACAGAAAGUUAACACGCAGCGCGAAGAUUCAAACUGAAAGUUUAGCGAAAUGUUCUCGAGGAGAUGCCUUCACGGUGCCAAACAAUUCGAAAGACAGAGCGAGAAAGAGAGAGAGAGAGAGAGAAAGUUCUUGUGCUAUCGUCUAUAUUGCUAAUAAAUGUCGAAUUGUGCGAAAGUGCGGAUCGUUCGCGAGCGGUCUCUAAACUUUAUUGUCACUCGUUCAUAAUAUUCACGUAGCAUUUAUUCGUAUCGCGAUUCUGUGCUUGAGAAAAUUAAGAAAAUUAUUUUACUUUGUGAAACGUGUA